This is a messenger RNA of Paraphaeosphaeria sporulosa, 4488 nucleotides long. RefSeq lists its product as uncharacterized. The transcript is spliced from 3 exons. The record is from RefSeq and is a predicted model, not a curated record. NCBI's taxonomy places the organism in Eukaryota, Fungi, Ascomycota, Dothideomycetes, Pleosporales, Didymosphaeriaceae. Bases 332 to 4360 code for a protein of 1342 amino acids.
GUCGGCGAGCGCGCGGGCGGCAGUCGCACGCGUCGUCCAGGGGCACCUCGGGGCACCUUUUGGGCUCCCUGAGCACUUGGCGGCGGUGCGCUACGCUGCGAGCCCCUGUCUCCCCCGAGCGCCAGUGUGAACAGCUUCAGCCUCGCGAUACACAGCAGCUCGCUCUGGCAGCACAGCAGCGCCCUCGCCUCUGCGCCCGCUGCUCCGCUGCAUCUCAGUGUGCGUUCCUGCGCACGCCGCCAUGCGGGAGGACCGCGUGCAUAAACGUGCAUGAUUCGGGAACGGCCACUUUGAGACAGCCUACGGCUCCCAGCAGCCAGCCUCGCCGGCCAUGAACGUCUUCGCGGCCGCAGACGUCGCAGCGCCCCGCCGCCGCCCCUCGCGCAGCAACUCUCUCUCGUCGACGUCGACAGUCACGGUCAAGAGGACCGCCUCGUUCAAGGACCCCGUCGUGGAUCCGCCGCAACCCCACCGCUCGUCCACACCGCCUGGAGCCAGACGCCGCAGUAGCGCUGCCGCCGGCGCUGGCGACGCCUUAGGAGUCUUCAGGGACGACAUUGCCAAUCUCAAUCUCUGGGACAAGCCCGCCGCGAGCCUGCACCCGCUGCCCCAGCCCAGCUUCUCGCGCCAUCUGCAGUCGCAGUCGCUCUCCCUGCCCCUCGUCAAUGGCGCCGCUGCCCACCCGCACGCCCACCGACGCCCCGACCCAUCGCCCACUCGCACUCGCACGCCCACCGCCGCCCACCACCACCAGCGCUCGCCCGCCUCGAGUCCCCGCCGCUCCCAGCGCCCGCGCUCGCCCAUCCACAACCCCCCGCCCCCGCCCGCACGCCCUCCGCAGAUCCCCGUGCUGCCUGCCCUCCUCCCCGCUACCGUCUACGACCCCAACAGCCCGCACACGGGCUCCUCGAGCGACCUCCCUUCCACCGCCGGGCUCCUCACACCCACCACGUACUCGCAGGCUCCCACCGACUACUUCGCCGCGAAGCCCCGACCGCCCCCGGCCCAACGCCCGCCCUCCCGCACCAAGGCCGACAGGAUACUAGGCAGGUCGCCGCUGGGGUCCCCGCCCGUCGGUGUGCUCGAGUCUGAGGCCAGAUACAGGGCGAGUCCGGGUGCUUCUCGGCCAUUGGCGGCCGGUCGUCCCUCGACGGGGACCGCAAGGGAGGCCCCGCCAAAGCCAGCGCAGAGCGCCGCGCACGAAAGAUCAUUCUCGAAAGAGCAGGACUACCGAGAUCGGAGUGGAAGCAACGCGAGCAGCCGCCUAGACGACGGCGUUCAGGGCACCCCUCCGCGCACCAGGGAGCGGAGGGAGAAGGACAAAAAGACCAUGCUUUCUCGCGCUUUGCAGAAGGCGAAUACUGCAGUCUUGCUGGACAAUGCGCAAAACUUCGAGGGUGCGAUGGAGGCGUACGGGGAUGCGUGCAAGCUGCUGCAACAAGUCAUGAUACGGAGUUCAGGAGAAGAGGACAAACGGAAACUGGACGCAAUCCGUGUGACUUAUACAAAUCGCAUUGAGGAGCUACGAAGACUUGAUCCGGGCUAUCACUCCUCGACUGGUAAAUCGCUACCCGCGCGACCCAUGAGCAAUGAAUCGCUUGAAGCAGGACGAUCAAUGCUGUUUGGAGACGACGACGAAGAACCCGUCAUUGAAACUGCCAAGAUCAGCAGGAUUGUCGACGACCGGCCUGUGGACGAUGAUGAUGUACAUGUAAGAUCUGACUCAAGAUCACGAAAUCCCCAGCACCUGCCUCUGAGAUCGGUGCAACCAGGUGGGCAGAGAGAAUCUGUAAUAUCUACUGCGAUUCGUGAUGUGCAGACAGGCAUGGCGAGCCCACCCCAGUUCCAUUUGCAACCUCCACCCGGUCGACUUGCUGGCAAUUCCGCAGGGUUAGAAGCACCCGGAUUAGAGUCUCCCAUGGACCGAAGUUACAUGCCUCCGCCUUUGUCUCCACGCCGGCCAAUAUCGCCACUUCCUUCUUCGAAACCAGACGCCGAUCCAAGCUCGCGAGACAGGCUGGAAGAACCUACGCGAGCAGGGCACCAGCGAGUCAACAGCACCGAGUCGAUAUCAUGGCUUGACACGAUCGACGAGUCUGGCGGCUCUUCCUGUUCAUCAUCCGUACAUUCGCUUUCCCCACGCGGGCUGCGCCGGAAGCAUAUUCGAAAUGGCAGCGGCGCAACAGAAGCCGAAUUUGAUGCUGCACUCGAUGCAGCCGUGGAAGCUGCAUAUGAUGAAGGCUAUGAACCUUACGAAGAUGGAAUGCCGGACUCUGCUGAGCUGAGGGCAAACAGAUUAAGGAAUGUAGAGCUAGCUAAAGAGCGAGUACGAGAAGCAGAAAGAGAAGAGGCUAUCGCGGCCGCAAAGUAUCGCUACAAGGAAACGCAAUUGCGAAACGAACCAUUACCACACGUCAGAGAGAGCGCGGAGCUCAAUUUCCACGAUGAAGCUGAAGAAGAGGAACGAUUGCUGGAUGAGAUCACAAGGGAAUACAUGCUGGACGGAUUUGAUUUUGACCUCCAAACAAAGUCGUCAUUGCCGCGGCAAUCAGACUCCAGUGGCUUCUCGGGUAGCACGUACAACAGUUCGGUAUCGUCGCACAGGACAACGGGUGGAACGUCACUAUCGACCGUUGCGGAAGUCUUGCAGCCAACGAAGCCCAAAGCGCCCAUAAGUUCUCCGCCACCGGUUUCCGCAUCAUCUGGUACCUUGGCGUCGGUAUCGGAGUCUCGAACGUCGGACGGGAACGACGCUUCUGAAACGACACCAAAGGCCCAAAUCGUCACCAAAGACGCGGCGUCGGUACGCAGUCGGAGGCUAUCUGGGCAAAACCUCAAGUCGCUGAAGAUUGAAACCUCAUUACCACCAGUCCCUCCAGCGCCGCACACGGACAAGGCGUCUCAUGUGGAGAGAGAAGCGCGACCUGAAGUUCCGCCACUGCCUAAAUCUGCGGCUGCUGCUACGUUCAGCAGUGCCCAGCCCUUGGUCGAUGCGACUUUCAAAAUUCCCACGAUUCCGCAAUCACAUCCCCAGACCGGACUUAACGCACCCUCGCCACAGACUCUUGGCCCCAGCUCGGCAGACACUGCUUUCGCCGUAUCACCAGCCACAUUAGCACUCAAUAAUGCCAUGUCGAACGACAGUCUUCCCGCUCCUGCGUCUCCGAAGGCUGGCAAGGGUUCUUCGAUAGGGAUCAGGAAGAACAAGUCCUCUCUUAGCUUGAAGCAACGUAAUCUUUCGGUAUCAAGCCCAGAUGGCUCAGAUGGAUCAGUCGCGACACCAAUGAGCGCUACGUUCAAUUUCAGUGGUCGCAAGGCAAGCAUUGCGCCAAUACCUACGCCUACACCGAGUGUGCCAACCUUCAACGUCGAUGGCCUGCCGAGCGGGGGUAUGCAUCUCUUCGAAAGCGAUAUUCACUCACCUUACUCCCCUGGCUCGCCUAGCGGUGCCGUAGCGAAUGCGCCAAUUCCACUCGAGCCGUGCCCGGAGUCAUAUCUCCUUCGACCUUUCUGGCUAAUGCGAUGUUUCUACCAGACCAUCGUGCACCCGCGCGGCGGAUAUCUUUCAACGAAGCUAUUUAUUCCUCGCGACGUAUGGCGGGUCAAAGGUGUCAAACUAAAGAACGUGGACGACAAGAUUGCCAACUGUGAUCUGCUUACCGCCGCGCUGCAGAGACUGUCAACCGUAGACACACUCGAUGCCGACGCCGUUCUGGAAGAAAUGCAAGCAUUCGAGGUAGUCCUGGACCAAGUACAAACACAGUUGGCGAAGAAGCUCGGCAACGAAGUAGGCAUGCAAGGCGUGUCAGUGCUUUUCAAAGAUGCCUACACGGUAGGAGUAGGAUCGGCUGCCGACGGCAACUCUGAGAAGGGUUCACAUGGAUCUCAAGACCAUGCCCCAAAGAGUGGCAUGUCGCAGAGCAAGUCGUACCUCACGUCGUGGCGUAAAUUGCGAUCGAAGAAUUCCGCCGUGGGCUUGAGCAACAUGGCAGGAGCAAAGAGCGCGGCGCCAGAAGUCUCUAAGGACUCGCUGACCAUGGCCACGCUGCCCAUGACAAACUUACCGAAUAUCAGAUUCGCGAAACGUGACGUCUCGAAUGUAGCGUUUGAGGGCCCGAACGGUGGAUACAUGAGCAGCUUAGCGAAGCUGUUUGAUUCAGUUCAGAUACUGGAUCAAAUCGCUCGCCAAGUCGAAGACCCCGGCCUCAAACAUUCGUCGCCCACGCAUGUCGGCCUCGAACUCUGCGCCCGUCACGCCGCCGAGUUCUUCGGCUUUUAUAUCUGCCGCUUCGUGCUCGCGGAUAUGACGCUCAUGCUCGACAAGUUCAUCAAGAGGGGAAGCGAGUGGGUGCUCGUAUGAGGAGCACAUGCAAUAGCAUCGUCCUAUCGCAUACACAUGCACCCAACAUACAAAAUACACUACUACACGCUGUAAUGAAUGAAGAGGAUAGUAUUAGGACCCCAUCCACCUACGCACGGGAUGGGCUC